CAGUGCUGAGUGCUUUUCUAAAACAAGUGGCGACAGGUUUUCCUCAGCGUUUGCUCACACAUCCAAAUGCCCUCUUUGGCUCUCAAAUCCUCCCAGUGCCGGUGGUGGGCUUCCGCUGCCCUGGCCUGGUUCUCGGUUCAACUCCCGCUCCGCUCCGUUUCCUCUCUCAUUUUCCUCUCAUUUUCCCAAUCCAAACAGUUGCAUACUAACCCACCUCUCAGCAACCACACCAGUUCUCAUCCCACUCUCACUGAUUAUAUUAAUUUCAUUAAUUAUAAUUGCAGCUACGUCUCCAAGAAAAAUUGUAUUGGUUCCUAUAUUAAUACUUUUUUUUCCUCUUCAUUUAAUCCAGUCUCCUUCAAUUCAUCUCUUUCUGCCUUCAAAUCUUCUACAAAAGUCUUUGUAAGAAAUCAUUUCACUCACACUUGUAGUAGAAAUCUAAAAUUCGACAUGGCUCCAAUCGCUCCUUCUGAUCGUGAAAUCUUACCAGCAAAUAUUAAACCAAUUCGUUAUGACUUAACUUUAGAACCAGAUUUCGAAACCUUUAAAUUCAAUGGUAGUCUAAAUCUACACUUGUUCGUAAUUGAACCAUCAAACUCAAUUACUCUCAAUUCUCUCGAGAUCGACAUCCUAUCUGCUACUCUUUCUGAUAACAAAUCAUUCAGUAAUGAAAAACCCUCUUCAAUCGAAUUCAAUGAAAAAUUGCAACAAGUUUCCUUCAAAUUCAACAAAACUUUCAAAAAAGACUCAUCCUUAAUUCUUUCAAUCAAAUUCAUAGGUUUAUUAAAUGAUAAAAUGGCUGGUUUCUACAGAUCUUCCUACAUCAAAGAUGGUAAGACAAAAUAUCUAGCCACCACUCAAAUGGAACCAACUGAUUGUCGUCGUGCUUUCCCAUGUUUUGAUGAACCAGCCUUGAAAUCAAUCUUUGAUAUAACUCUUAUCGCCGACAAAAAUUUAACCUGUUUAUCAAACAUGGAUGUCAAAUCUGAAUCAGUAUUGCCAAAUGACUCCUCGAAGAAAUCCGUCUCUUUCAACUCAACUCCCCUCAUGUCAACCUACUUGGUAGCCUUCAUUGUUGGUGACUUGAAAUAUGUCGAGUGUAAUGAUUAUAAAACUCCUGUAAGAGUCUACGCUACCCCAGGUUUAGAACAUCAAGGUGAAUUCAGUUGCAAACUAGCCGCCAAAACUUUAGACUUCUUUGGUAAAGCAUUUGAUAUCGAAUAUUCUUUACCCCAUAUGAAUAUGGUGGCCAUCCAUGACUUCUCAGCUGGUGCAAUGGAAAACUGGGGUCUAGUCACCUACAGAUCCGUUGAUUUAUUAUUUGAUGAAAAAACCUCUUCAUUAACAAGAAAACAAAGAGUCGCUGAAGUAGUUCAACAUGAAUUGGCUCAUCAAUGGUUUGGUAAUUUGGUUACCAUGGACUGGUGGGAAGGUCUUUGGUUAAAUGAAGGUUUUGCUACUUGGAUGAGUUGGUAUAGCGCUAAUCAAUUUUAUCCUUCAUGGAAUGUCUGGUCUGAAUAUGUUACUGAUAAUUUACAAUCCGCUUUAAUUCAAGAUGGUUUAAGAUCCUCUCAUCCAGUUGAAGUCCCCGUCAAAAGAGCUGACGAAAUCAAUCAAAUCUUUGAUGCUAUAUCUUACUCCAAGGGUUCUUCUCUAUUAAAAAUGAUCUCUCGUUGGUUAGGUGAAGACAUUUUCAUCAAGGGGGUUUCAAAUUACUUGAAAAAACAUAAAUUUAGCAACACUCAAACUUCCGAUUUAUGGGAAGCUCUAUCUGAUGCAUCUGGUAAAAAUGUUGUUGGGGUUAUGGAUGUUUGGACUAAAAAAGUUGGUUUCCCUGUCAUCACGGUAACUGAAGAUGGCAAUAAAAUUCACUUGAAACAAAACCGUUACUUAACCACUGGUGACGUUAAACCAGAAGAAGAUCAAACCAUUUUCCCUGUCUUUGUUGGUCUCAGAACCAAAAAUGGUAUUGAUGAAUCAAUUAUACUAAAUCAAAGAGAAACCACAAUUGAAAUUGAUGAUCCAUCGUUUUUCAAAAUUAACGCUGAUCAUGCUGGUAUUUAUAGAACGGUUUAUACUCCAGAACGUUGGGUAAAAUUAGGUCAAGCUGGUCAAUCCGGUUUACUUCCUGUAGAAGAUCGUGCAGGUUUAAUUGCUGAUGCCGGUGCCUUAGCAACUAGUGGUUACUCAUCAACUACUAAUUUAUUAAAUUUAGUUUCAUCAUGGAAAGAUGAAAAAGAAUAUAUUGUUUGGGGUGAAAUGUUAGGUCAAAUUGGUUCAAUCAAGGCUGCUUGGUUAUUCGAAAGUGAAUCAAUUAAGGAUUCUUUAAAAGCUUUUACUAGAUCCUUGGUCUCAAAAAAAUGUAAAUCUUUAGGUUGGACUUUUACUGACGAUGAACCAUUUUUAGAACAAAGAUUAAAAAGCACAUUAUUUUCUUCAGCAAUCUCUUCUGAAGAUAAAGAUGUUCAAAAUGCCGCUCUUGAAAUGUUUAAUAAAUUUGUUAAGGGUGAUUCAAAUGCCAUCCAUCCAAAUCUUAGACCCUCUGUUUUUAGAGCAGUCGCUGAUUUAGGUGGUGUUGAAGGUUAUGAUCAACUUUUAAAUAUUUAUAAAACUGCAACCUCAUUAGAUGAAAAAAUUACUGCUUUAAGUACACUCGGUUUGUUCAAAGAACCAGAGCUAAUUAAACGUACCUUAGGAUACGCUCUUGAUGGCUCAGUUGUUAAACCUCAAGAUAUUUACAUUCCAUUGAGAGGGUUAAGGGCUCAUAAAGAAGGCACAAUUGCUUUGUUCAAUUGGUUGAAAGAAAAAUGGGAUAAAAUUUAUGCUUUAUUACCACCCGGAUUAUCUAUGCUUGGUUCUGUUGUCGAAAUUUGUUUAUCAUCUUACACCACAGAAACAUCUAAAUCUGAAAUUGAAGAAUUCUUCAAGGAUAAAGAUACCGCUGGAUAUAAUAAAGGCAUUGAAAAAUCAUUGGACAGAAUUCAAUCAGUUCGUUCCUGGAUUAGUCGUGAUGGCAAAGCUAUUGAAGAAUGGCUCAGUGAAAAUGGUUUCAACAAAUAAAGUUUCUAUAAGCUAUGAAAUAUAAUUUUUUUUAUAAAUAGUUUUUUUUGUAUUUCUAAAUAGUAACUAUUAAGCUAAUUUUUACAAAAAGAUUUCUACUUGAAAAUAUUUAAUCACAUUGAUAAUAUAUAUCAAUGAACAUGAUUGCUAUGAAUGAAUACUUUUAC
This is a messenger RNA of Ascoidea rubescens DSM 1968, 3227 nucleotides long. RefSeq names its product M1 family metallopeptidase. Gene Ontology annotation, molecular function: metalloaminopeptidase activity; zinc ion binding; peptide binding. Bases 67 to 3060 code for a protein of 997 amino acids. The record is from RefSeq and is a predicted model, not a curated record. The transcript has 2 exons. Gene Ontology annotation, biological process: proteolysis; peptide catabolic process. Gene Ontology annotation, cellular component: cytoplasm. Lineage: Eukaryota; Fungi; Ascomycota; Saccharomycetes; Ascoideales; Ascoideaceae.